UAUGUCUUAGUUUUGUGGAUCGUCAAAGACACUACAAUCCACUACGCAUGCAGAACACUUACUCGUUACAUGCGCAAAAGGGUUCAACCUCUCGCGUCACCAAGCUGGUCAUGCUGUAGUAUGUGGACGCCCAAGCUUACAUGUACAUGUAGAUAUUGGCAUCAUUCGAAGCCGUGGCCCAUUGUGGGGUAAGCAUGCCACAACCCCUUGUUGGAGCCUCGGUAACUUCGGCAGGGUCACUGCCAACGACUUCUCCAACUCGUCUUAGCUAGCUCAGUUCGUCCAUCUCAUCGCACGAUUCGCUCUCCUAUGGCGAGAUCGACCUGCAAUCCACGUGAAUAGAGACGAGCUACGUGCCAAGCUCUGCUUGCUGCUCUACCGUGUCUACUAGUAGUACUCUUACAUCAUAUUCCACUCACUUGUAGGCUUCUCUAUUCAUCAUGUCACUCGCGACUGUGGCGGGUGCCGCCGUGGGUGCGCUCGCAGCCGGCAUGUAUCUCGAUGCACGGUUUUUGGUCCGGAAUGAUCUUCGCCAGGGAAACAAGGCGCUCGCCGCAUACCUCGGCAUGCGCUAUAUCACUCAGAAGGCGCGCGAGAACAAGCUGCUCCUGUAUGAUAACGCAUUCGAGGACCGGGUGGGGACGCCCGCCGGCGACUAUCCGUGUCUGAUCUUUGAGGGCCGGCAAUGGACCUACACCGAGUUCCGCAAUGCGAUCCAGCCAGUCGCCAACUGGCUUCUCAAGGAUCUGGGGAUCAAGAAAAAUGAGGUAGUAGCUCUCGACGGAGGCAACACACCCGAGUACCUCUUGAUCGUGUUCGCAUUGGAGGCCAUCGGGGCCGCGUCCGCCCUGCUAAACUGCAACCUCACGGGCAACGCGCUAGCGCACAGCGUCAAGCUCUCUACAACGCGCUACCUUAUUGCGGAUGAGCAUGUUCGGAACCUGGUGUCCCCUGUGGAGUCCGAGCUGAAGGAUUCGGGGGUUCAGACGGUCUACUACAGCCCGGCAUUCAUAGAGACGCUUAAAGACACCGAACCACUGCCCAGGGAACGUCGCAUGAAUCUACAGCCUACAGAGAUAGCGAACCUUCUUUAUACUUCGGGCACGACCGGUCUACCCAAAGGUGUCAUCCUUUCACGACUUCGACCUUUGACUUUAGGCAAGGGCGUAGGUGGGUACUUAGGUCUGAAACCGGGUGACCGCAUGUACACGUGCUUGCCGCUAUACCAUGCCUCAGGGCUAGGGUUAUGUACCAUGCCAUGCUUCUUUUCCGGCGCUACCGUGGUUUUGGGUAGGAAAUUCAGUCAUUCUAAAUUCUGGCCCGAAGUCCGCGAGUCGAAGGCCACGCAUAUCCAGUAUGUCGGCGAGCUCUGCCGCUACCUUGUCAACGCACCGCCCAGCCCGCUCGACCGGGGCCAUAACGUGAGGAUGGCGUGGGGCAAUGGCAUGCGGCCUGAUGUGUGGGAGCGCUUUCGGGAACGCUUCGGCAUCGAGUGCAUCAACGAGCUCUACGGCGCAAGCGACGGCAUAUCCAUCACAACCAACACCAAUAGAGGUGAUUUUUCGCGGAACGCUGUUUCUGUGCGCGGUCCAUUGUGGCAUUUACUCAACCGCGACGAGAAGCGCAUUAAAGUCGACCCUGACACGCUAGAAGUGAUCCGAGGGAAAGACGGCUGGGCCGUUGAGGCGAAAGCAGACGAAACCGGCGAGCUGAUUAACAAAAUGGACCCGAAUGCCCCUGACGUGGGCACGCCCCAAUACUUCGGCAACAAAUCGGCCACAGUGAAGAGGCGGAUAACAGACGUAUUCAAGAAAGGCGACCUCUGGUUCCGAUCCGGCGAUCUACUAAGACUAGACAGCCAAGGACGCCUAUUCUUCGUCGAUCGGCUGGGGGAUACCUUCCGAUGGCACUCGGAGAACGUAUCCACGAACGAAGUCAGCGACGUCAUGGGCAAGUUCCCCCAAGUAGCCGAGACCAACGUAUACGGCGUGCUGGUGCCGAACGCGGAUGGUCGUGCCGGCUGCGCCGCUAUCGUGCCGACGGACGACAUCCUCAACGGGAAAGAGCUCGACCUCACCUCGCUAGCCGAGCACUGUCUCGCCAGUCUCCCGCGGUACGCGGUGCCGCUGUUCCUUCGAGUCACGAAGAGUCUGGAUUAUACCGGCACGCACAAGAUGCAGAAGCAGAAACUGCGCACCGAGGGCAUCGACGUCGCCGCUAUUAAGCAGUCGUCGAGCGACGACCAGAUGUAUUGGUUGCCCCCGGGAAGUCAGACGUAUGUCCCGUUCGCCGAGAACGAUCUUGAUGCACUCAAGGCGGGGAGGGUUCGGCUGUAACGUGUAAUGACCGGAUGCCCAUGGCUUGAGAAGAAGAGCGUGAUGAUUAAUGACCUUUCGCCGAGACGAGUUAAACGAGUUGAAGACUGUCUAUGUUAGACUAGAUGAUAAUGCGUGCCGUGGUGUGGUUUUAGAAUGGCGACGUGAAUACA
This is a messenger RNA of Xylaria bambusicola, 2488 nucleotides long. RefSeq names its product fatty-acyl-CoA synthase. The transcript is spliced from 3 exons. Gene Ontology annotation, molecular function: long-chain fatty acid-CoA ligase activity; long-chain fatty acid transmembrane transporter activity. Lineage: Eukaryota; Fungi; Ascomycota; Sordariomycetes; Xylariales; Xylariaceae. Bases 441 to 2336 code for a protein of 631 amino acids. The record is from RefSeq and is a predicted model, not a curated record.